AUGCUCUCAACGUUGGAGGACUUGGAGAAUCCCGCAUGGUACAGACACAACGUGGUGACACUGAUCUCAUUCGACCUCAAAGGCGCCUUCAACGGGGUGAACUGGGUAAGCUUUGAUGCCUCGCUACAGGCGAGAGGGAUCCCAAUGGCAGCAAGGAAAUGGAUUACCAGCUUCAUGAGUGAUCGGCACGCCAACAUUGGAUUUGACGACUUCCGAACCGAGACAGAGCCCCUGGCGAACGCAGGCCUGCCGCAGGGAUCACCACUCUCCCCCAUCUUGUUCGCCUUUUGCAACGCCGACCUGGUCGACCAGCCCGUCGAUCCCCAUGGAGGUACAUCGGCCUUCAUAGACGACUACUUCCGAUGGCGAGUGGGGUAUUCAGCUGAGGAAAACCUAACUAGAAUCCAGUCCGAGGAUCUUCCCCGCAUCGAGGAAUGGGCACGACGAACCGGAUCCUGCUUUGCAGCAGAGAAAGCCGAGCUCAUCCACCUGACCAGGAGAAAGGGAGAGCACUCAGUGGGAAAGAUCACCUUCAAUGAAACCGACAUCAAGCCAUCGCCGACGGCCAAGUUGUUGGGAGUGGUGUUCGAGCACGGGCUCCGCUGGAAGGAACACGUCCAGCAGGCCAUCAAACGCGCUACCAAGACAGCCAUUGCCUUAAACGGACUACGAAGAUAA
Messenger RNA from Penicillium chermesinum, 678 nucleotides. RefSeq lists its product as uncharacterized. Bases 1 to 678 code for a protein of 225 amino acids. The transcript is spliced from 2 exons. The record is from RefSeq and is a predicted model, not a curated record. NCBI's taxonomy places the organism in Eukaryota, Fungi, Ascomycota, Eurotiomycetes, Eurotiales, Aspergillaceae.